AUGUCCCUGCCACCUAACGUCAUCCGCGUUAAACGCAAGCGGGUGGAGGAAUCCCCCGUCACCUUUCUUCAAAUCGACGAGGGUGUCAAGCGACAUCGCAGUGACAGCAGCCACUGGGUUUACCAGCGACGAGGCUCGACAGCGCAGCCGCCGCCUAAAUCAUCACCGCUCCGCGCCGACUCGAAGCCCCAGAUCCAACUCUCUACGAUCCAAGACGAUGAGCCCAAGCGCGGCAAGGGAGCCCCCUUGCCAAUACAGGACACGGAUAAGCUGACGCCCGCGACGGCGACGAGAGCAGCAGAACCACGCCGGUUCCGGGUUUCCAAGGCGAUGCUGGCCGCGGCCGCAGCUGCUAAUGGCGGAGCGGCAGGGUCGGUGUCCAAGAGAGACAGGUACGGCGCGCCGACGCUGUUUGUGGAGCGCGCGAGGCGCAAGAAGCUGGCGCCAAAGCCGCGGCGCAGCAUGCUCGCCCUCAACGCCGAGGCUGCGGCCGCGGCGGCCGCGGCGGCCGCAAAGGAUGUCGAGGCCAAGGACCUCAAGCGGCCGGGCGUAGCGAAGCGACCCCGCGACGUGAGCAAGACGACAUCCGCUGCUGCAUCGACGGAAGCGGAGGCGCCGCAGCAGCCCAAGGCGACGCCAACAGACGCCACCUCGAACCCCCUCCCGACGUCCCUAAGGAACCGCGCCGAGGAGGACAUGAGCAAGAUCACCGCGGACAUGAACGAGUGGGUGAUGCGGGAGAUGGGCGCGACCCUGCGGAGCAUAGAGGCGGAGCGGCAAAAAGAGGCGCGCCCCCCGGCGCCGUUGUCGCCGUCGCGGUUCAAGCCCAAGGCGCCGGCGAAGCGCUACCACGAGCGGCAUCCCGACGCGGCGGCGGCGGCGGCGACGACAGACGUGGAAGGCGACACAAACAUGACGGACGCGAGCGAGGACGAGGACGGCGACGAGGACGACUGGGUGAUUGAGGAGUAUGUCCGCAUCCCGGCCAACUCGGUGGCGCUGGACGUGGCGCCGUCGUCGGACGUGGGCUUCCUGGUGCUGGACGGCGAGGAGGAGAGCCUGCUCUUCUUCGGGCCGCAAAACGAUGAGGGCGAGGACUGGGACGAGGAUGAGGAGGACGAGAACGCCGAAAACCACUACACGGCGGAUUAUCCCGAGGACGAGGUCGACUCGGAGGACGAGCUCAACCGCAACGCGUACUACUUUCGCAACGCAAACGCGUCGGACGACGAGGAGUACGACCAGGACGCGUUUGAUGAUGAGGAUGAGGAUGUGUAUGGAGCGAACGGCGGCGAUGACGACGACGCGAGGAUGACGAGGAUCCUGGAGCAGAUGAAGAGGCUCAGGGCAUCGCAGGAGUGA
This is a messenger RNA of Cordyceps fumosorosea ARSEF 2679, 1362 nucleotides long. Its product is annotated as Transcription factor Iwr1. Gene Ontology annotation, biological process: protein import into nucleus. The transcript has 3 exons. Gene Ontology annotation, cellular component: cytoplasm. The record is from RefSeq and is a predicted model, not a curated record. Lineage: Eukaryota; Fungi; Ascomycota; Sordariomycetes; Hypocreales; Cordycipitaceae. Bases 1 to 1362 code for a protein of 453 amino acids.